AUGGCAUCAGCGAAUGUUGGAGGUGGGCGUUAUUAUUGCCAUGUAUGCCAAAGACGUGCGUCCCCAGUACUACAAGAUUCUACUCUGAGGUGCAAUUUUUGUAAUCAGGGUUUUGUUGAGGAACUCGACCCUAAUGACAUGGAAUGGGUUAUGACUGAAUUUGAUGUAAAUCCAGAUGUGCCCCCUAUUCCCAAUUUUGUCGCUGCCAUGCAGUCUGCCUUGGGUAAUAUCACUGUUGGAUUUACAAGUGACGAGCCGGUCUCGGCAAAUACCCGGUCACGAGCACAACGCAGACCAGAGAUGAUGAUGGGUGGAAUAGAAUUAUUUAUGCAAAUGCUACUAAAUGCAGAUUUGAAUCCAUUUAACAUAGGUGGACCUCCACCUGCAACGCCGUCAGACAUCGCUUCGCUUCCCAGAAAAACUCUGUCACAGGCAGAUCUUAAGACAUACGAUGUUUGCUCGAUAUGCCUGGAAAAGUUUUCAGUCGACGAUGAAAUACUAACAUUGCCCUGUUUGCAUGGCUUUCACCAGUCCUGUCUAUCAACAUGGCUGAGUCAGAAAGGCUCCUGUCCUAUCUGUCGAAAAGACAUGCAGGGUCAGGAUACCUCGUAA
This is a messenger RNA of Echinococcus granulosus, 612 nucleotides long. Its product is annotated as RING finger protein. Gene Ontology annotation, molecular function: zinc ion binding; ubiquitin protein ligase activity. The transcript has 4 exons. The record is from RefSeq and is a predicted model, not a curated record. NCBI's taxonomy places the organism in Eukaryota, Metazoa, Platyhelminthes, Cestoda, Cyclophyllidea, Taeniidae. The coding region runs from base 1 to 612 and encodes 203 amino acids.